Protopolystoma xenopodis is the source of this 657-nucleotide messenger RNA. Lineage: Eukaryota; Metazoa; Platyhelminthes; Monogenea; Polystomatidea; Polystomatidae. The record is from the annotation of a GenBank genome assembly.
AUGUUCAUGAGGCUGCCUUAUUGCGGUCAGGCGAGUGCACAAACGCAUGACUCGCUGGUCGAGGCCAGGGGGGAGACGAAGAAACCGGACCUGUUGCUAGUCGAUUCUAUCAUAACCGAAGUACUCACAGGAACUUCUAAAGGCUUGUUUCCUCUUCUCAACGCCUACCUGGCAACCGCUCCAAUCGGGCGUCAAUGUCUACACCACGAGCUAGCAGACAUUUAUCAGUACACACUGGCCAAUCGCUUGAUACAGCUGGCAAAUAACCAGUCCAUAGAAGCUCCAAAAGUGGCCAUCACUGGCUUGACACUCAGCUACAUGGCCGACACAGAUGCCACCCUCGGACAGGCCUUUCGUGGAGCCGCUCAACGACUUAUUUCCUCUCAGGCCUUGACCGACUGCCUACAUGAGAGCAGGCAAAUCGCCUCGGCCGUAAGGCAUCUGGGGGCGAAACUGUGGCAGCUCAGUUUAGCCAUCAAGUCGGAUAAUGGUGAGGAAUUGAAAAAUUGCCUGAAUGAUCCGAUAUUUGCAUUUGGUUCGUCGAAACCUGAACUGAAUCGAACAAUUGGCGACUUGUCAUAUAUUCUCCCGACGAGAAUAUUGAGAUAUAGGAAACAACUUUUAGAUGUAAGUUUAUACUACUCUAAACAUUUUUGA